Molecule: messenger RNA, 216 nt
Organism: Haemonchus placei
Lineage: Eukaryota; Metazoa; Nematoda; Chromadorea; Rhabditida; Trichostrongylidae
Source: the annotation of a GenBank genome assembly
AUGCUGACGGAGCAUGGCGAAAUAGUGUUACGACUGCUGUGCUCAUCGAUCCCUCCAGUAGUUGGACCACUAGUUGAUUUGAAGUUACGAUACUGGUUUUCAAAUCAGACGAACGCGUUCGUCGAUGACGAUGGCAUAGCCGCAGUCGGGAACGGUUGCUUAGCAAUCUUAAACACGGUCACUGGAGUCGGUCCAAGGACAGAGCGAAUUCUCUGA